AUGGCCUCUACUCUGCCAGAGUUCAUCCAGCAAAAUUACUUGGUUGAGAGCAACGCUGCCCUCAACUCUCAGAUCCAGUUGCAGCUGUAUGCCACUUACAUCUACCUCUCCCAGGCCUUCUUCUGCAACCGAGAAGAAGUGGCCCUGGAGAACUUCGCACUCUUCUUCCUGACUCAGUCCCAGAAGUGGAUGGAGCGCACCGAGAUGCUGUUCCUCCUGCUGAGCGAGCGCAAAGGCUUCCUCACCCUUGGGAGAAUUGCCGAUCAAGGUCGUCACGACUGGUUUGAUGGCUUCAUGGCGAUGGAGUGUGCUUUCCACCUGGAGAAGACACUCAACCAGAGUCUCCUGCAGCUGUACCAGCUCGCUAACAGCAACGGUGAUAUCUACUUGUGCAAGCUCCUGAAGAGCCAUUUUCUCAACCGGCAGGUCGAAAUCAUCAAGGAGAUGGGUGGCUACUUGACAAACCUGCGCCAGCUGGGGGCUCCGGAAAAUCAUCUGGCUGAGUCCAUCUUCGACAAGCUCACCCUGGCCGAGACCACCAAGGAGAACUGAACUGGGACUGUCCCUGCUAUGGUGAUCUUCCUCAGAUCUUCCUCAG
This is a messenger RNA of Microtus oregoni (creeping vole), 598 nucleotides long. RefSeq names its product ferritin heavy chain-like. The transcript has a single exon. Gene Ontology annotation, biological process: iron ion transport; intracellular iron ion homeostasis. The record is from RefSeq and is a predicted model, not a curated record. Gene Ontology annotation, cellular component: cytoplasm. The coding region runs from base 1 to 552 and encodes 183 amino acids. Lineage: Eukaryota; Metazoa; Chordata; Mammalia; Rodentia; Cricetidae. Gene Ontology annotation, molecular function: ferric iron binding; ferrous iron binding.